Molecule: messenger RNA, 421 nt
Organism: Nerophis ophidion (straightnose pipefish)
Lineage: Eukaryota; Metazoa; Chordata; Actinopteri; Syngnathiformes; Syngnathidae
Gene: lg20h19orf53
Product: linkage group 20 C19orf53 homolog
Exons: 3
Coding region: 71-346 (91 amino acids)
Source: RefSeq, a predicted model, not a curated record
CAAGCAGUAGAUGGCGCCAAAGCACUGACUGGAGGGCGGAUAUCCGAGUGUUAACUUCCUGUUAGCAAACAUGGCGCAAGGUUCCCGCAAGUUUAAGGCUCAGCGUCCUGGGGCCUCUAAAAAACAACACCUCAAACAGAAAGGUCCAAAGAAAGGAGGAAGGAUCAUUGCAGCCAAGAAGGUUCACAUCGUUCAACAACAACAGUUGAAGAAGGGUCUGGAAGUUGCCAUCAGAAACAAGAUUGAACAGGAAGUGACCCAGAAGGCGAGUUUAUCCCUUCACAAGCCACUGAAUGUGGUCAAAGGUUCACAGGUCAAAACCAAGACAGGAAGCAACUCCAAAUAAUAUUAAAAAGUGUAAAAUGAUGCAUGCUAUGUUGGUUAUUUUCAUCACAUCAUAAAAACUUUGUUCAAACAUGAA